Messenger RNA from Acanthaster planci (crown-of-thorns starfish), 4008 nucleotides. RefSeq names its product succinyl-CoA:3-ketoacid coenzyme A transferase 1, mitochondrial-like. The record is from RefSeq and is a predicted model, not a curated record. Gene Ontology annotation, cellular component: mitochondrion. Gene Ontology annotation, biological process: ketone body catabolic process. Gene Ontology annotation, molecular function: succinyl-CoA:3-oxo-acid CoA-transferase activity. Lineage: Eukaryota; Metazoa; Echinodermata; Asteroidea; Valvatida; Acanthasteridae.
UUUUUUUACUUCCUGACUUUGAGGUUAUAAGUAAGUAAAAGUAAGUCUGAUAGUGCCACAGAACGUCAAAUAAGAUUAAAAAGAGCCAAAAGUCACAGUACUUACUGUAAAUUAAACGCUUCAGGCCCACAAUUGGAGAUUUGAUUUCCUACACGGAGCCAGACGUGGAGACGAAGUUGAGUAUUGGAAAACGGCCUUGGUACCUGCCUAAACAUGGCGGCCGCCUGCAGACUCGCGUUUAGACGUGUCAAAAACAUUUUAUCAGCACCAUCUGGUUGCAAUGGUUACCGGCAUUCAGCAGCUACACAUUUGAAGCCUGCAAUUUGCUGUCUAUCAACAACUUCUCCAGUGAGUGUGGAGUUCUAUGACAGUGCAAAUGAGGCAGUGAGCGAUAUCCCUGAUGGAUCUACCCUCCUAGUUGGAGGCUUUGGUUUGUGUGGCAUUCCAGAGAACCUCAUCAAUGGCUUGUUGAAAUCCGGUGUGAAAGAAAUCACAGCAGUUAGUAACAAUGCUGGUGUUGACGAUUUUGGCCUGGGCCUGUUGCUGAAGACCAGGCAGAUCAAGCGCAUGGUGUCGUCCUACGUGGGGGAGAAUGCCGAGUUUGAGAGGCAGUAUCUGUCGGGGGAGUUGGAGGUGGAACUCACACCACAGGGUACGUUGGCCGAAAGGAUUCGUGCUGGUGGGGCUGGUAUCCCUGCAUUUUACACCCCCACUGCCUAUGGCACACUGGUACACUUGGGCGGGGCGCCAAUCAAAUAUGGUGAUGGGGGCAGUGUAGCGAUAACCAGCGAACCUAGAGAGGCCAGGCAGUUCAACGGGAGAGACUUCAUCAUGGAGAGGGCCAUCACGGGUGACUUUGCCCUGGUCAAGGCCUGGAAGGCAGACAGGGCCGGCAACCUGGUCUUCAGGAAGACUGCCCGCAAUUUCAACCCCCCCAUGACCAAGGCAGCCAAAAUCACUGUCGCUGAGGUAGAGGAAAUUGUCGAUAUUGGCAGCUUCGCACCUGAGGACAUCCACAUCCCUAGCAUCUAUGUGCACAGAGUCGUCAAAUCGGAAAAACUAGAGAAGAGAAUUGAGAGGUUAACACUGAGGCAGGAUAACACAAGCCAGAAGGCCAAGUCGGAUGCAGCGUUGAUGCGAGAGCGCAUCAUCAGGAGGGCAGCUGUGGAAUUCAAAGAUGGCAUGUACGCCAAUCUUGGCAUAGGCAUGCCCAUGCUUGCCAGUAACUACAUCCAGCCAGGGAUCAGGGUUCAUCUGCAGAGUGAGAACGGUGUACUGGGAUUGGGCCCCUUCCCAGAGAAGGGCAAGGAAGACCCUGACCUGAUCAACGCCGGCAAGGAGACGGUAACAGUCCUCCCUGGUGCUUCGUACUUCUCCAGCGACGACUCCUUCGCCAUGAUCAGAGGGGGCCACAUCGACCUGACGAUUCUUGGUGCUAUGCAGGUGUCCAAGUAUGGCGACCUGGCCAACUGGAUGAUACCAGGCAAGAUGGUGAAGGGAAUGGGUGGAGCCAUGGACUUGGUCUCUGCUGCCCGCACCAAAGUCGUGGUGACCAUGGAGCACCAAGCCAAAGGAGGCAAGCCCAAGAUACUGGACUCCUGCACCUUGCCCCUGACUGGCACGCAGUGUGUGGACAUGAUUAUCACGGAAAUGUGUGUCUUUGAGGUUGACAAGGAGACGGGGUUGACGCUCACCGAGAUCGCAGAAGGAGUGACCAUAGAGGAUGUGGUUGAGGCAACAGGCUGUGAGUUUGAAGUGUCGGCAGACCUAAAACCCAUGGGUCAAGUCUGAAGCUGAGAUCAGCACUUUGUGAAAUGAUCCAUUGCCCCGCAUAUAAUCAUACUAUUCACCAGUGGCCAUACUGCAAAUAUUUAUUCUACCCAACGGAAUGGAAGAGGAAGAAGUUUGUAUGCAUGUGAGUAGUGUACAAUGCGACUCCCAUAACUACGCCCUUUGUCAGUGGACACACCCUUAUCCAGUUCACCAAGCCACAUGAAAGAUUAUGCAUGUGACAGGUGUAUAGAUACAAAGUUCACAUCAGCCGGUUUCUUUAUAACAAGUGUGAAGCUGGCUCUGUCCAUAAACUGAACUCCUGGUGUUGCAUGGAUUGAAGGAAUUCUGUUAGCAUGGUUCAAAUCAGAUAUACUAAAAGUAUAUGUAUUAAGACUAACAAGAUACAUCAAGGCAAAGAGAUAUGUCACCAGUGUCCUGCAACGUAUAGAGGAGCAUGGUGGCCCAUCAUGCUUUGUCUUCCGUAAUGGUUGAACAGUAGCCGCCAAGUUAUAACAUUUUUGGUUGCCGCACCUACAUUAACAUGAACAGUUCAUUUCAUUAAACAUUGUUGUUAUGCAAAAAGUUGUCUAAUAAUAUCUAAACUUGCUUUCAAUUUGUGGGGGGGGGGGGAGUGUCAACCUGUCAGUGCGAAGGUAAGCUCUAAACUUAACUACAAAAUGGGGGGGGGGGAAGUGCUGUAGGAGACCACUGCCCAUAAUGAAUGAAUUGGCCUUUCUUAUGCUUGGUGGAUUUUGAUGACACUGGUGAAAGAACAAAGCUUGCAGGGUUUAACAUUCGGGCAGAUUUGGUACUGUGGAAUGUUGAAUCCCUGCAAGGGGUGUUCAGUUCUGGCAGAUCUGGUCCCGUUCUCAGCUGAAAUACCUGGGUUUUGGGGAGGGAGGUUGAACAUAUGUCACGAGUUUGUAACAAAACUUAUCAUUUUUAAGUAAUUUGUGUUUUGGUUUUCUUAUCCCUUCUAGACCAUUUUUUAUUUUUUUCUUUGUUUUUUGCGUGAUUUGGUGACUGCAUUCAACCACCAUCAUCUGUGCUGACACAGGUUCAAUGUUUAAAUUAAAAUUGUACAUAGAACAGUUGAGACUGUGUGACCUUCUACUCCAGAAUUUUAUAAUCAUGACUGAAUGAUUCUUGACGUUCAGAAGGAAUUUAUCACUGCACCCCUGAUGCAUCCCAGUCUAACAUUACGGAUACAUCAUUGUGAAGAGUGUAAGCUCUUGAUGUCAGUGAGAGUAUUCAACUUUUUUUUUUUUGUUAAAGAGGGGCAUAUUCAGUUUAUUUGAAGUUAAGCCAACUGAACCCCGAGACUGAUUGUUUGCAACAUAUUACUCCAAAGAGUAAAUUUGUUGCAUUCAGGAUGUAUACAACAUGUCACACAUGUGAUUGUUGCAUUUGUGAGACCUGUAUCCGAUGUGCUGUCUUUCAGCCAGAAAGUUGAAAUAUUCUUCUGAAGAUUUUGAAGAUACAUAUGAAACAAGUUGGAUACAAGACACGUGUACCAACAUUGAAGACUUGGUGUGAAAGCACCGUACUUAACGCACGGUGUAGAAGCUGUGAAUAUUUCAAAUGGAGAUUGUACAAUGUAAACUGAGACAGUGUGACAGUGCAAGUAUGUUAUCUCAGUGAUGUUGUGAAUUGAACACAAUUAUGAAAUUACCCUCUCUUGCAAUAUUGUUUCAGUCAUGUUUCAGUAUUCCAUGUUUCCUCCAGACACCCAAAGUAUGUGGGUUUUAACGUGCUCGUUCUUUUUACAUUUCCUUGCCUUUUCUUCAGAUUUGUUUCCUUCCUUCAGGAGCUGAAGAUCUGUGAAUGAGAUUACUCUAUCAAAAUGAGAAAUGAAUUGGAAAGUUGAUUUAUAGUUGUCAGUUGGAGAACAACUGCAUUUAAUAGCUUGCACGUCCUAAGUAAUACCAGGUCAAAAAUAGCCACUCAAGCUGUGUUUUGAGAACAAGGUCCUACAAGCUGAUCAAAUCACAAAAUUCACUAAACUGGAAUAAACACACGAAUAAAACUGGAGUCAAUGUAAGAGCAGCUGUUUAUUCUUCAUUUUGAUAGAGCAGCUCAUAUUCAGUUGUGUAUUUGCAUUUCAAGAUAUUUCACAAUCUCUUUCCUUUUGUUUUCUUUCUUUUGUUCAAAACACUUGUCAUUAGUACAGCAUUUAUACCUGUGCCAUUUCCUUUAUUCACUUUCAAUCAAUGAGAAUAAACUUCAGUAUGUAUA